AUGGCACCGCCUGGAGAGACUGACGCGCCAAGCUGCAUCGUCGGAAUUCCCCAAGUCGAAAAUGUCAUGACGCCCCCUCGCGGUGAUAAGGACACGGCAAAGCUCCAGGCGUACGCGUCUGUCAUGUCAACGUGGGUCUCGGAUGGUCCGUGGGUCGUCAUGAUCCUCGUCUUGGCGCCAAUUGCGGUGCCGAUGCUUGCGCUCGCUUCUCGUCUCAUCUCGGUGCCGCUACGACCUAUUCAAGUGUGGCAGUCGCUGCCAAAGGUCCGUCUCGUGCUUUGCAGCCUCUUUCUGAUGGCCGAGCUCACGCUGCUCGUGCUCACGUGUCCGUUCACGGCGCAGAUCUGGUUUUGGAGUCUCCUCGAGUUCUCGACGGUCGUCAACUUUGCAGUCUACUUGCUCGACCCGCGCGCAUUGCACGUCACCUCAGCUUUGGACGCGCUGUGCCUACCGUUGCGCCCGUUUGUCGCGGCCCCUUGCGUGAUCAUUGGCUUGCUUCGCGACGUGCCGAGUGCCCAUGUUGUGGCAUUUGCCGCCGCGUCCCUCGGUAUCUCUAUCGAAACGCUCGUGUUUGCGGCAUCUGACGGAUCACACGUGUCGGCGGCGCGCGCAUUUGAUGCCGACCAAGCGCAGGCGGCGGCGACGCGGCGCCUCGCGUGGCCUCGGAUGGCCAUCGCUCUCUUCAUCGCUAUCACAGGCGUAUACAACCAGAUGUUUCUGCACUCGUGGCCAGCUGGUGUCUGGAAUGCAAAACAGGUGUUUGCGCCGGGCAUCAACGGGCUGCUCGCGACGCAUCGGAAUUCCGUGUACAGCAUUACGACCGACAUGUCGAAGAAGCGCUGCGACAACACAACGCGUUCCGGUAAAUUGAUCUUUGCGGUCAGCGUGGCCAUCAAACCGGAACCCAGCAUCGAAGAGGGCCUCCCGCUCGUCGUGUUCGAGUGCCUCGCAAAGCGGAACCACUCGUUCGUGCCAUUUCUCCUCGCCCCUUCGUCAUCAGACGAGAGCUUUGAGACUGCGUUUGCAUACAACGCGUCGAUCGCGCUCGUCGACCGUCAAAAAUCGCUUCUCUUUUCGGUGUCGAUCCAAGGAGAAAAUUGCAGCGACGUCAUCAACUAUGAUUUCAACGCGACCCAAACGUACGCCGCCGUGCCGCCCGCAGCCUACAUUCAGUAUCUGCAAAUCACGUCGUCGGUCCCGACGCUCGGUGUCCUUCAGCUUGCCCUCGCUUGCAAGUACCUCGUGCAACACACGAUGCUCUCGGUGCUCGUGCUUUUUUGUGCACUCCAGAACUGGCGACUCUGGCUGUGCUUUGACGGUAUCUUGGCCCACGGUUUGUAUAUUGCCGACCGCAAGACCGCGGCUCUGAUCGACUUGGCUUUUGGCGACAACCUCAAGGUUUGGUUUCAGCUCCGUCAGAGCGUCCAGACUGCUUGUGUUCACUGCACGUCCUUCACGACCAUUUUUCUCAAAGGCGCUUUGGUGCAAUGCAGCGCGACGAUGCUUGCGAUUCUCUUCUACUGCAUCACGGGCAGCGCGCCGCUGCCAACGUACUUUUUGCUCUUGAUGGGUCUCAUUGGGUCGCUCUCGACCUUGGCCAUGCUCUGGCCGCUCGCUGCCGCCCUCGACAUUCAACGCAAACACGGCCAAACACUCAGCACGCAGCUUUUGGAACUCCAUUUUCGGUGCUUGGACAAGACAAUUAUACCGGAUCACGCCGACGCGUGCAUUGCGCUCUUCGAGUCGAUCAUGGAGAAUGUCGAGCGCUACGAGCACCGCAUGACGUUUUUUGGCUUUGCGAUCACUAUGCCGCGCCUCGCGACGAUGGGAGCCGCCUUGCCGUCGCUCGUGUCGUUCAUCGCAUUCCACGUCGUGCCGUCGACGUGGGCGAGUUUCAACGCGUUCAGCGUCAUGGAGAACGCUACUUACGCUGCAGCAAUCAAUCCAGCCAACAACACGUACUCGGGGUAA
Messenger RNA from Saprolegnia diclina VS20, 1971 nucleotides. RefSeq lists its product as hypothetical. The transcript has a single exon. The record is from RefSeq and is a predicted model, not a curated record. Lineage: Eukaryota; Oomycota; Saprolegniomycetes; Saprolegniales; Saprolegniaceae. The coding region runs from base 1 to 1971 and encodes 656 amino acids.